This is a messenger RNA of Oncorhynchus keta (chum salmon), 507 nucleotides long. It is a transcript of the gene atp5mg, whose product is annotated as ATP synthase, H+ transporting, mitochondrial F0 complex, subunit g. Lineage: Eukaryota; Metazoa; Chordata; Actinopteri; Salmoniformes; Salmonidae. The record is from RefSeq and is a predicted model, not a curated record. Gene Ontology annotation, molecular function: proton transmembrane transporter activity. The coding region runs from base 117 to 428 and encodes 103 amino acids. The transcript is spliced from 3 exons. Gene Ontology annotation, biological process: proton motive force-driven ATP synthesis.
CAGGCAAUUCAUAAGGCAGCCCCACUUGAAGGGUCCUUCUAGCUGGAGGUGACAUUCGCAGUUGCAGCAGACAAGCCGGUAAGAGAAGUCGUGAAAAUUACUCAAAAUAAAGCAUCAUGGCACAGGCAGUCCAGAAACUGGUGGCCAAAGUACCUACUUUGAUCGGAGCCGCUGCUACCUACUCCAAGCCCCGUCUAGCGACCUUCUGGCACUAUGCUAAAGUCGAGCUCGUGCCCCCUUCCCCUGCCGAGAUUCCCCAGGCCAUUAUUGGGAUCAAAAACAUUGUCACCGGUGUCAACAGUGGACGCCUUGGACAGACCACAGUGAAGGACGCAUUCAGAAAUGGAUUGGUGUGCACUGAAGUGUUGAUGUGGUUCUACAUUGGAGAGUGCAUCGGGAAAGGAGGCAUUGUUGGAUACGCUGUAUAAAUCGGACUGUCUGGUUGCUCUGCUCUUAACUUCCACCUCAACUGGAAAUCCAAUUAAUAAAUGUAUAUUGUUUAAAGAA